UAAGAGAAACUAGAAGACUGGAAAACGAGCGUAAGGCAAGGGAAGAACAGGAAAGGCUGGCGAAGGAAGCGGAAGCAAAGAAGGCGGAGGAAGAGGCUAAGAAGGAAGCGGAGAAAGAGGCAAGGCUGGCAAAGAUGAUGAAUGAGCGAAAGCGAGAUGGACAAGAAAAGGGAGGAGGAUAACAAGAAGAUUUGGGAGAAGUUGGAAAAAAGCAAAGAAGCGGAGGAGGGUGACAAGGCUAGCGGAGAAAAGAAGAAGAGAGGACAGGAGGAAAUGACGGGAGUUACGGCUGCCCAUCCCCCUACCCCACGACAACGGGUGAACGAGGUAGGGGCGCUCGAUGCUGGAUUACUGCUAAUGAAUCUCGAUUCAAUACAAAGUGCGCAGGCGGAGCAGUGCAAAAUGCAGGAUGAGAAGAGCAAAAUGUUGGAGAAACAGCAGGCGCAGCAAAUGACUAUGUUUGAAAGGAUGAUGGGCAUGCUAGAAAGGUUCGAAACGGCGCAAACGAAUGCUGCUCCUGCACGUCAAGCUCCAAUGCCAUCUGCGCCUGUCCAUGUUGCGACAUCUGAGCCGGUCUUUGGCAGAACACGUGCUACUCAAUCGAAUCAGCCGGCCCAGAGAGCUUUCCCGCCUCCUGAUGUGAGGAUUAUUCCUCCUUUCGUACCUGCAUCUACUCCUCCUCCUCCUCCUUCUCCUCCCGUUGCCUAUCCUCACAGCAACGGGAACCAAGUCCGUCCUCCAGCUCAACCGAACCAUCCUGGUUCUGCACCUCUUCACCCUCCUCAAGCACACCCCCCUCCCCCACCUCCUCCUAGGCCGGUUACACCUCGGCAAUUACCCCCACCAUCCCCUCCCCAUUCCCCUCCUCCUCCUCCUCCCCCUCCUCCUCCUCCUCCUCCUCCUCCUCCCCCCACAGCCCCAUGUCCAGCUGCUAGAAGGAUGAGUGGCGUGAGUAUAAGGGAAGCAGCCGCUGGCGGGGGCAACAGGCCUGUUACACGAAGCACGGCGGCACCGGCGCCUAAUGUUCCGGUACAAGCCAGGGCUGGACCGUCAGCAGUUCAGACUCCCGCAAUAGGAAGAUGGACCGGACGUCUGGCUGAUGUCUUCGCGUCUGUUGCUGGGACGGCGAGACGCGUUUCUGGCAGUCUAUCAGCUGUCAAACUAGGCACGCCGUCCGGACUUGGAUUCGAUCGUGUCAGAGAAGGAAGGAAGGCGGUUGUCGCCAACCCCGAGCCUGGGGGGAGAAGACAAUAUCGUGAGGACAUGGAGAAAGAAUUAAUGUCCAAGUACAAGCAGGAGCUCGUAGAGCUCUGCAAGAAGGAUAAAAUAUCCUAUCACAACAAGAAGCAAGCGGCUGAUCUCACAGCCAUAAGGGUUGGAGACGCGUAUGGCAAGGAGGAAGAAGAGGAGGAGGUAGAGGAGACAAUGGAGGAAACUCAAGAAGAAAAUCUUUUUUUAUUCCUAUCACGAUCCACGCUGGCUCUGGGAACAGGUGCACGAACUACGUGAGGUGCGAAGGAAGAAGGAAGUAUGUGGUGAGGGAAGACUAACUCUUGAACAGUAUC
This is a messenger RNA of Chara braunii, 1565 nucleotides long. Lineage: Eukaryota; Viridiplantae; Streptophyta; Charophyceae; Charales; Characeae. The record is from the annotation of a GenBank genome assembly.